AUGGCUACCAACGGCGCCCACUUUGACUUUAUUGUCGUUGGCGGUGGCACCGCAGGCAACGUUGUCGCGGGCCGACUAGCCGAGAAUCCCAAUGUCAACAUCCUCGUUGUCGAAGCUGGUGUUGGUAACCCACAUGAGGUAGAGCAGAUCCUCACUCCCUCUCAGGCCAUGAGUCUGCGCAGCAGCAAGCAUGACUGGGCCUACAAGACCACCUUCGUCAAGCGUGACGACUACGAGCGCGUCGACAUGCCAAACACCCGUGGUAAGGCUCUUGGUGGCAGUUCCUCCCUCAACUACUUCACCUGGAUCCCCGGCUGCAAGUCCACCUUCGACCGAUGGGGCGAAUUUGGCGGCAAGGAAUGGACCUGGGACCCCAUGGUGCCCUAUCUACGCAAGAGUGUCACCUACCACGACGAUGCCGGUCUCUACCCACCUGAGCUCAAGAAAAUCGGAGGUGGAGGGCCCCUCCCCAUCUCGCACGCCGAGCUACUCGACGAGAUGAAACCCUUCCGCGAAGCCCUAAUCAAGGCCUGGAAAUCUCGUGGCGAACCUAUGUCAGAGAAUAUCUACGAUGGUGAGAUGAACGGUCUCACACACUGCGUCGACUCUAUCUACCAGGGCAAGCGUUCGGGAAGUUUCCUCUUUGUCUUAGGCAAGCCCAACAUCACCAUUCUGCCUGAGGUUCACUCUAAGUGCUUGAUCAUCGACGAAGCCAACCGCACCUGUAAGGGUGUAACUGUGAUUGAUGCCAGCGGCAAAGAGCUGAGCUUCUAUGCCACCCGCGAAGUAAUUCUAUCCCAAGGUGUCUAUGAGAGUCCUAAACUGCUCAUGCUCAGUGGUAUUGGUCCGGCCAAAGAGCUGGCCAAACACGGAAUCAACACUAUCGUCGACUCGCGCCAUGUCGGCCAGAACCUUGUUGACCACCCCGGUGUCCCCUUCGUGCUUCGUGUCAAGGACGGGUUCGGCAUGGACGACCACCUCAUGCGCGCUGGCCCCAAGAACCAAGCUGCCGUUGCAGCCUACCAGAAGAACCGCUCUGGCCCCGUAGGCUCUGGUCUCCUAGAGCUCGUCGGCUUCCCACGUAUUGACAAGUAUCUCGAGAAAGAUCCCGCCUACCGCAAGGCCAAGGCAGCCAACGGCGGGGUAGACCCAUUCUCACCCCAGGGCGAGCCGCACUUCGAGCUCGACUUUGUGUGCAUGUUUGGCACUGCAUUCCAGUGGCAUUUUCCCGUACCAAAGAACGGCAAUCACACCUGCGUCGUCGUCGACUUGGUGCGGCCUAUCUCCGACCCAGGAGAGGUCACACUUAAUAGCGCAGACCCCUUCAUGCAGCCCAACAUAAAUCUCAACUUCUUCGCCGACGACCUCGACAUCAUCGCCAUGCGCGAGGGUAUUCGCUUCAGCUACGACGUGCUACUCAAGGGCGACGCUUUCAAGGAUAUCGUUGAAGAUGAGUAUCCUUGGGAUAUGCCCCUCCACUCCGACGAGGAGAUGAAGCGCGCUGUACUAGAUCGCUGCCAGACGGCUUUCCAUCCCUGCGGCACCAAUCGUCUGUCCAAGAGCAUUGACCAGGGGGUGGUCGACCCCCAACUCAAGGUCCACGGCAUUAAGAACCUGCGUGUCGCCGAUGCGUCGAUUAUUCCUGUUAUACCUGACUGCCGUAUUCAGAACUCCGUGUAUGCUGUUGGCGAGAAGGGUGCUGACAUGAUCAAGAGCGACCAUAAGGAUCUCUUUAAACACUAA
This is a messenger RNA of Ophidiomyces ophidiicola, 1743 nucleotides long. RefSeq lists its product as uncharacterized. The record is from RefSeq and is a predicted model, not a curated record. NCBI's taxonomy places the organism in Eukaryota, Fungi, Ascomycota, Eurotiomycetes, Onygenales, Onygenaceae. Gene Ontology annotation, molecular function: oxidoreductase activity, acting on CH-OH group of donors; flavin adenine dinucleotide binding. The transcript has a single exon. The coding region runs from base 1 to 1743 and encodes 580 amino acids.